Messenger RNA from Somion occarium, 4617 nucleotides. Lineage: Eukaryota; Fungi; Basidiomycota; Agaricomycetes; Polyporales; Cerrenaceae. The record is from the annotation of a GenBank genome assembly.
AUCCACCCCCUCAUCUUCCACACGGAAAAUUCACAGAACAUCCAGGAUUUUCCACACUUUGGUUCUCGGAAAAUUCAGGGUCAAAGUGCAGUGUUGAACGACGACGCAAAGCAGGGUGGUUAGGAGCCCGUGACUCACACUGGAUUGCUCGUGAGAAAGCGAAUGUUCCUAAAACGGUAUGUUACAAAUCCGUCUCACAGCCCUACAAAAAGUGUUCUAAGAGCCAUCAAAUUCUCUAGGUCUCACUGCACCAACUAUGUUUCGGCGCGAGCAUUCAUCAUUUGUGAAGGUCAAGGUCACCAGCUAUGAUGAUGUCGAGGGGAACGCAUUUGCCCUACUGGAAACCCACGUAUGGGAGUUGCUUGCUGCCGAUGUGGACGACAGUCACAAGUUCGCCAUCACACUAUUCUCUGCUGGGGAGCAUGGUGGAUGUACAAUAAAUGAUGUGCAACGAUGUCCAAGCUUUACUUUCUGGUGCCGUGCAGAUGACAACAUUACUGGUCUGGUGCUGCCAAGAUCUUAUCUUGAGCAAUAUCCGUCCGUAUUCUCUGGCUUUGGGUCUUCGUUCCCGGACUUCGAAUAUGCAACGUAUAUACGCUAUACGGUGCCUCCUCCCCUCAGCGCCGUGACACUCUUGGCGUGUUCCAAAGAGGCAUAUGACACCGCAAUCUCCCAUCCUUCUGAAGUGCAACAUGAAUUCCUGGGAAACAAUGCCGUUUUACAAUCAGGUCAAACUCUGGUCCUCUCUGUGAAGACCGCACACACGCUCGGCCUCGGUUCAGCAAUGAAGGAUACAAUCAAGUAUACCAUCGUCUCAGCUGAACCGUCGAAAGGAUUUUUCAAGGAAAGUUUCACCAACGUGCUCUUGACCGCAACCGCUUCAAGUAUCUCCGAAAAUCUGCCCGGCACAAACAACGUCGUCCACAGCUCUUCAGACGACAUAACCAUUGACGAACGUUUCCUGGCUGGCUCAAUUGUUGAAGCAUCGAGUCCUCGGGCCGUGUCCUCAGGGAGUCCCUCAACUACAAACGCCGUCCGUCAUCGAAUAGACAUGUCAUCAGAGAUGGCGUUCGUUGCGAAAACCCUUCUGAAAGGUGGCCGGUCAGACGAUCACUCAUUAUAUACCAGUACUGGAGAUUUAGGAAAGCUGGGGCUCCUGAGCGGCGACUGGGCAACAGCUCGAUCUAGUCAAGGCGUGAGCGCCAGACUCGUUCGCGUGCACGCCCUGGACUCCUCGACUUGCCCUUCAAAUACCUGUCUCAUUCCGAGCACGCUUUUCUGCAAUAUUUUCAAUGACCCGACAGGCACUCCACAAGCCACUGGAUAUGUGGUUCUGCGGCCAAGCCCUUACGGCAGGCGAAAACCGUCUGUUCCUAUCGCGCGGAAUGUCACCAUUGCACGGGUAGCAUCCCCCUCCUCGACGAAGCGUUCUAAUGAGACAGCAUUCCAUAGGGCCUUACAAGAAUACUUCGAGAAAGAACUCCGGAUUGUGAAGAAAGGUGAUAUCAUUGCGGUCAUGAUAGAUUCUGCCAAGAGAUUUGGAAUCGUCGAGUGGGAUGAUGUUCAGCUCAUGUCGCAUGGUAGACAUCAUCACGUCCCAGCGAGCGAGUUUAUUACACCUCCGAAGAGUGACGACGAAUUUGUUUAUUUUGUGGUGACAAACGUUGAACAUGACGUUGUGCAAGCUACGGAUGCACCCGCUUCGAUGGACGCAUAUCUUGAUAGCAAUGUUGGAGAACUUGGAUGUUGGGUCAAUCCUACAGUAACUCGCAUAAUGCAGGAAGGAAUUGAGCAUGCCAGGGCUCCACCUCUAGUAGAUGCCAAGAAUCAACUUGUUGGCGAUACCAUGUCUCCCUUCAGCACCCUAUAUCAUCUUACCGCCGCUGCCUUAUCUAAAAAGGCAGCCGAUUUCCAUCUUCCUUUGACAGUGCUCCUCGAAGGUGGAAGAGGCGUUGGUAAACUAACUCAGGUAUCGAUGAUUGCAAAAUCAAUGGGGCUUCAUGUUUUGGAGGUAAACUGCUACGACGUCAUUGGCGAAUCUUCUUUGCAAACAGAGGCUGUUCUGCAAACCAGGUUUGAAGGGGCAUGCGCUUGUUCACCCUGCAUCAUUCUGUUGAGGCACCUUCAUGCCUUCGGUCAAACGUCACAGGCUAGUGGGACACAGCAAAUAUCCGAAAUGUUGGUCCGAUGUAUGGAAAAUUUGAGAGAAAACUGGAUUCUUACGACAUAUCCUGUUUUCGUCUUUGCUACGACCUCCGUCACGGAUCAAGUUUCUGCGCCAACAUUGGCACUGUUUAAGCAUCGAGUGGUAUAUGAAAGCCCGGCUGAUUCUGAGCGGAAAACGGUCCUGGAAACGUUAUUGGCGGAAACAACUCUCCAGCCGGACAUAUCCCUGAAAGAGUUGGCAACUGAAACUGCGGCGUUUCUUGCCGGUGAUCUUUCCGACUUAGUACUAAACGCAACACGGGCCUCCAGUAGACGUCUUAUUUCUGAACAGUCAUGCAGCAUCACAUCACCAACUUCUGCCGGCAGUUUAGCUGUGGCAUCCCAAGACUUUACGUCCGCUUUAAAGGCUGCCCGAGCAUCCUUCUCAGAAAGCAUUGGUGCUCCUCAUAUUCCCGCUGUGUCUUGGGAUGAUGUCGGGGGCAUUGCAGAUGUAAAAGCUAAUAUACUAGAUACAAUACAACUGCCCCUUGAACAUCCCGAGCUUUUCGCCGGAGGACUAAAGAAACGAUCAGGUAUUCUUCUGUAUGGUCCUCCCGGAACCGGAAAGACCUUACUUGCAAAGGCCGUUGCAACUUCCUUUGCGCUCAACUUCUUCUCCGUCAAAGGACCAGAAUUGCUGAACAUGUACAUUGGCGAGUCAGAGGCAAAUGUGCGAAGAGUGUUCCAGCGCGCCAAAGACGCUAAACCUUGCGUGAUCUUCUUUGACGAGUUGGACUCCAUUGCUCCAAAACGAGGCAACCAGGGUGAUUCAGGCGGUGUCAUGGACCGUAUCGUCAGUCAGCUCUUGGCUGAGCUUGACGGUGUAUCAUCCGGUGGUUCUGGCUCAGAUAUAUUUGUUAUUGGAGCCACCAAUAGACCCGAUCUACUGGACCCUGCCCUAUUGAGACCUGGACGAUUUGACCGCCUAUUAUACCUUGGCGUUAGUAGUACCAAAGAUGCCCAGUUGGACAUCCUCCAUGCUUUGACGCGAAAAUUCAAACUUCAUCCUGAUCUACGGUUGGAUCAAGUUGCCGAAGCUUGCACGUUCAAUUUCACUGGGGCUGACUUCUACGCCCUAUGUGCCGACGCGUUAUUGAAGGCCAUGUCCAGGAAGGCAACCGAGAUUGAUGAUAAAAUUGCUAAUCUGAACACGACGCGUAAAAUUGAGGGCCAUCCAUAUCCCUUGACUCCACAGUAUUAUCUCGCCGAAUUGGCUGAUCCUCAUGAAGUUGACGUACUGGUCACCCAAGAAGACUUCACCUCCGCGCUCCAUAGCCUGGUUCCAAGUGUGAGCCCCGCGGAGAUGGAACAUUAUCGUCGCGUACAACGUCAAUUCGGCAGUGGAUCUAGUGAAGAUAAAUAGAAUACAAUAUCAGGGCUUUCAGACGCAUUUCGUCUAUAAUGCAAAUGGAAUACACGAGAUGGGCGAUUGUUGGAACUUUAGAACCAACGUGUCGGGCUGAGACCGAUCUUACUGAGCAAGCCUUUGAAUCCUUCGGGUACGAAAGCACCCAGGGCAGUAGAUGUAUGUAGCUGUACAGGUUUGCCGGCGAUUUCGAGCCUAGAUACACCAAAUCAGAAAGAAACCAAGAUCCAACAGGAGUAGCUGUUACAUACCUAUACGCAGAUGAUCCAUCAAUCAUAACCUCCAGAUGCACAGUGGGGUGGUUCAAGUCUCUGGUAUCCACCUCGAACGAUGACCUGUAGAACGGCCUUCUCUUAGAAACCACGCUGGGGCUAAUCCCGAAACACUUACCAUUUGUAAUUGCCUGGGCCUAUGUACUUUAUGACUCUUUCUUCCGGCACUUCUUCCACUAUCUCUUGAUUGUCCACAAUGCGCACACUCUUCACCGUACUUUCACUUGCAGGACGAAGAGUACGAACGAAAGGUAUGUAGAACAUACUGAGAGGACUCGUGGAAACCUCGAUGACUUUGUGACCGGGUCCGUCGGCGUUGAAUUCGAUUGUAGCAAACUCGUGUCGAUCACCCGAUAGGAUUAUGACAUUGGGCACGGAGUGUAGGGCAUUGAGCAAAGCUGCUUUCUCCGACUCGUAGGCGGCCCACGAAUCAACUUGGGCAUCGUGAGUCCAUAAGGAUGUGAAAGGCACAGAAGAUACAAUGAAUUUGAAGGUGGAGGUAGCGUUGACCUGCCUCAACAAAGUCAAAUGGUUUCACAAACAUAGAUAAGAACUAUGUACCCUUCCUAGCCAGUCGUACAAUGCAGCGAGCUGCUUCUCGCCGAGCAUCGUGCGUGUUGCGACUGUCCCGUCACUGAAAGUCGAGCGAUACCUACGAGUAUCCAUCACAAAGUAGGCAACAUCACCGUAACGGAAGUCGUAAUAGUAUGCAUCUUUAUCUGCAUGUGGGUCAUAAUUGGCGUCGGAAUUGUAUAGUUGGAAAGCAUCGGUGGC